Larimichthys crocea (large yellow croaker) is the source of this 1784-nucleotide messenger RNA. It is a transcript of the gene hsd3b1, whose product is annotated as hydroxy-delta-5-steroid dehydrogenase, 3 beta- and steroid delta-isomerase 1. The coding region runs from base 233 to 1357 and encodes 374 amino acids. The record is from RefSeq and is a predicted model, not a curated record. NCBI's taxonomy places the organism in Eukaryota, Metazoa, Chordata, Actinopteri, Sciaenidae. Gene Ontology annotation, biological process: steroid biosynthetic process. The transcript is spliced from 3 exons. Gene Ontology annotation, molecular function: oxidoreductase activity, acting on the CH-OH group of donors, NAD or NADP as acceptor.
CUUGGAGCAAAACAUUUGUUUUUUUUCAUGAAAAGUUUCUACAAAAAGUGAAACGGCUGAGACUGGGAGGACAGAAGGUGCCGUUGUUCUCCUACAGACAGAACUCGAAAUAUCCACAUACAAAAGUUGUAUUCUUUGUCACUUGAGCGUUUGCUUUUGGGAGGCUCUUCAAAAGGUCCUUUGGACGACUAAAGACUGCAGGAUUUUUUUACCAAGAGAGAAUUAGCCUGUGAUGUCUCUGAAAGGUGAUGUGUGUGUGGUGACGGGGGCCUGUGGAUUCCUGGGAAAGAGACUGGUGAGGCUGCUGCUAGAGGAAGAGAACAUGGCUGAGAUUCGACUGAUGGACAAACACAUACAGCCUCAACUUUUACACAGUCUGGAGGACUGUAGAGGUGACACAAAGUUGAGUGUAUUCGAGGGGGAUAUCAGAGACGGAGAUUUCCUGAAAAAAAUCUGUCGAGGCGCAUCAAUCGUCUUCCACAUCGCCUCCAUCAUUGACGUCAAUGAUUCGGUGGAAUACAGUGAGAUAUAUGGGGUCAAUGUCAAGGGAACACAGCUACUUCUGGAGGCAUGUAUUCAAGAGAACGUGGUGUCCUUCAUCUACACCAGCACCGUUGAGGUGAUGGGACCAAACCUAAAGGGUGAACCCAUAGUUAACGGCAAUGAGGACACAGUUUACGACAGUUCACUGAAGUUUAACUACAGCAAGACCAAAAGAGAAGCUGAGCAGAGAACCCUGCAGGCCCACAGCGAGGUGCUCCAAAACGGAGGCCGACUUGCCACCUGCACUCUCAGACCAAUGUACAUCUAUGGGGAGGGCUGCCGCUUCUUGCUGGGUCACAUGGGUGAUGCGAUACGAAACAAGGAUGUUCUAUUUCGUAUGUCUCUACCGGAGGCCAGAGUGAAUCCUGUCUAUGUAGGCAAUGUGGCCAUGGCCCACCUCCAAGCAGCCCGUAGUCUUAAAGAUCCACAAAAAAGAAAUGUUGUUGGAGGAAAGUUUUAUUUCAUUUCUGAUGACACACCACAUGUGAGUUAUUCAGACUUCAACCAUGUCAUGAUGUCGCCUCUGGGCUUCAUCAUUCAAGAGAAACUCAUGUUGCCUCUCCGCCUCUUCUACGUGGUCUGCUUUUUAUUGGAGGUUCUGUGCAUGAUGCUCCGACCUUUCGUACGCAUCACCCCGCCGCUGAACCGGCAGCUCCUCACCAUGUUGAACACGCCAUUCAGCUUCUCCUAUCAGAAGGCUAAGAGGGACCUCGGUUAUAUCCCCAGAUACACCUGGGAGGAAGCACGCAAACACACAAUUGAAUGGCUCGCCUCACAGUUGCCAAAGGAAAGGGAAAGAAUAAGAGCUAAAUAAUUCAUGAAAAAUUGUUAGUACUACACUGAAACGGCGAAUAAUGGCAAAAUAUACAAUAAGUAUGUUUAUAUGUCAUCAGUUCAUGUCAUUUUCAUACAUUUUCAUCACUGAUGAUGUUUCUGGGGGGGUUUAUGUUCUAUAGUACUGUAUAUGUGUUUAGCAUGUUUGCUUGUUUGCUUGUCAGAUAUUACCAGUAGAAGACAAUUUAAGAACUCACAACACAUUCAUUUUCCAAACGAUCUUGUAGCUUUGAUUCAUAAGUGUUCAGAAUUACCUGUUAUUCCUGUACUGUGUGGCAAUAUACUUGUGUUUAUACUAUUAAAGUUUAUAGAGGAAAGACUCUCUUAUACAUUGUACUUUUUAUUUGUACCUAGUCCCCAAAAGAAGCUUUGCCUCGCUUGAGAAGUAUGAAACAAGCUGACUUUUG